AUGGAGGACGCCGCAAAGCCGACGUCUUUUGCGGCAAAUAUCCUGUGCAAAAGUAUCGUACUCGUAUGUUAAGUGCAAGUCUUGCAUUACAAAUCUUGUUCCCAAAGCAAAUCCGCAUUACAAAUUGUAUUUCUCAUGCUGAGGAAAUUAAUAUUUACAUUGCUUGACUUCCGGGUUCAGGUUCUGGUACGGCAUACCCCCGGCGACAGGUGACCUCGACAGGUGACCUCGACAGGUGACCCCGACAGGUGACCUCGACAGGUGACAUCGACAGGUGGCCUCGACAGGUGACCUUGACAGGUGACCUUGACAGGUGACCUGGACAGGUGACCUGGACAGGUGACCUGGACAGGUGGCCGCGACAGGUGACGACGACAGGCGGGGCGAGAGGAUAAAUCACAGGCGAGGUCAACGCCUGCGCUCAUGUCGUUCUUGACGUGAAAAGCAAAUAUUUGCGACACAGAAAAUGAAAAAGAUAAAAGCGCAAAAAAAAAAACUGCGACGUCGCAGAAAAUGGAAAAUAUCAAAGCGCAAAAACACAAAAUGCCCCCACACAGAAAGAAGUUUUUGCGCUGCCAUGCAAAAAUGAAAAAGUGCGUAUCUCUGCAAUGCACGCCCAGGAGACGGCUUAUAUAUGAUGACGAGGCAGCACCUAUUUCAUCCUUUUGCCAGUAGCGCUUCGCGCACUAAGCCACCAUGCGCGCGCCUGGUGUGAGGUGAGGGGCGGACGCUGUCCGCCCCGAUGGCGAACACCCUUCCCCCACUAGAGCCACUAAGGACGGGCACAAGGCCCCAGCGUGGGGACCCUGUCCCCACGCGUGGGUCUUGUUUGUCAUGCAAUGUAUACUAGUACGGUACUUUUGCAAUUCAUAGCAAAGAAGAUUGGGCAACUGUCGCACUACAACAAGGCGGCGGAGGCGUAUCAGAAGAAAAAAGUUCGUCACGAUCACUCAUGCGCACUUUUGCAAUACAAAAAAUGCCUGUCAUGCGUAAAAAUGCAUCACAGCCAAACUUCAUAGGGGAUUCCCCUAAUAGUGUUUCUGCAAUACAAGGAAAGGCUGUGAUGCUGAAAAAAUUUGUAAUGCAAAAUCUCCAGGUUAAUGACUGUGACAAACUUUUUUCUUUCCAUAAGGCGGAUUUCCUGGACGCGCGGGCCCUGCAUCUGUCCCUGAAAGCCUCCGUGUUGCUACGCAUCGCAAAUAUCUUUGGCUACUUUGGAACAGGAAAAAAAGGCAUAAGCGGUUAGUAGAGUUUGUGUCGACGCAGCUCUCAGUCUCAUUUCAUCUUCUUGGUCGUGUGCUGCCCUACGCAUGACAACUUCCUACUCCUUGCGAACUCGCAGUCCCCAGAAUUCUUCAGCUUCACAUCUACAAUCCUUCUUCCCCCAGCUGCAUUUUUCCAGCGGCCAGAACACGAGAUCCUUUUUUCAUGUUUCCACGCAUGACAGAUCUGGAGGUGACAGCAACCGCGCAUUACAAAUUUGAUAUCCUGUCAUAGAAAAAGGUAUUUGCGAUUCAUAGCAAGUGAGCUUCAACGACUUGGAAGCAGCAAAAGAAACCGUCGCGGACGAGCUGAACUAUGCUAUUGGAAAAUUCCUUUCGAUCGACGAUUUCGAUUUCUUUACUGAUUCUUGCGCAUUCAGGAUCAGCAUAUACAUGUUUAUUUCCUUACCUUUGCUUGUGCCUGUAAAUGUAUAAAGCAAAUGAAAUGAAUUUCAGAACAUCAUAAAUAGCUCCUGUUUGAUUAUACCAUCCACCAGAGCAAUUUUUGCAUUGCAAAUCCAGAUCCAGAUCGAGAUUGAAUAUCGAAGGAAUUUUUCCCUAGCAUAUCAAAGACGAACUCUUCAAGUACCGGGUGCCCGUCAGCGUAAAGCCACGAGUUUUAUGCAUUGCGAAUUUGUGGAUGUGGCGAUCAUUCUCCGACAGGUGAACAUUGUCAUGCAAAACCGGCGUACGCCUACGCCUGCUGUGCUCUUUGUAGCACGUGCACUUGUUACCGCGACUUCUACUUUCUUGCUUCCUCGAGAGGUAAUUGUUUCAUCAGGCAUAUCGGCACCAGCAAGAAGUUGGGAACUGUGCUGUGACUGUAAAGUUUGAAUUUGCAUCAAUAUAAUUCAGAACAGCUCGACACACCAAUUAUUUCCUUUCAUAAGGCUUCGCUUGGUUUUACAAAAGUCAGAUGCUGGUCUACCACCUCGCGCAGGACAGGUCCAAGUAUAAGAAAUAAGUAAAUUUGUUUCUUGUCGUAGUUUGUCAUGCAGAAUUUGCAUUCUAGCAACGCUCUACGAGAUAGGAACGGAUAUGAUGUGCUGUCAUUAUUUGUUCUCAUCGGAAACUAAGAAAAAGAAGUAGUACGAGGUUGAUCAUGAGGCUCUUUCGACGGACAUAGAAGUAGGUAAAACUCGAACUCCUUUAUUUUCGCGAAAGGACGACGCAUAAGAAAAAAGAAAUGUAAAUCCUUUAUUCACGACACAGGUACUACGCCGCGGGUGUGAACUACCUCCGGUACACUCCCUUAUGAAUUGCAAAAGUACUAUCGUACUAGUAAAGUAUAAACUGCAUUACAAAUUUCGUCAGCAUGAGAAACAAAAAUUUGUAAUGCGGAUUCACGUUAGGAAAAAGAUUUGUAAUGCAUAAAUCUGCUAUUACUACUAGUACUACUACGAUGCUUUUGCGGUCCAUAUCGCUUAUCCGAGGUCGAUUUCCCGCUUGUCGACCUGGCCGUCAACCUGGGCAUCGCCGCCCUAUAUCGCCGCCCUAUAUCGCCUUGCUGCGCUUGAUACUGACGAAAAAAAAAAACAGAAUUGCAUGCGCCGCAGUCUCAUAG
Molecule: messenger RNA, 2826 nt
Organism: Amoebophrya sp. A120
Lineage: Eukaryota; Dinophyceae; Syndiniales; Amoebophryaceae
Source: the annotation of a GenBank genome assembly